AUCGUUGAGCGCUUGUCUUGUUGCAGCAGCUGUUGCUAUUGCUGUUAAAGUCUCCUGUUACAGUUUCUUCUCAACUGGCAACAUCGAGUGGACGUUCUCAUCAUGUUCGAAGUGUCGUGGGGCGAGAUGGGCGUGUGCAUCGGUUUGGGUCUCUUCUUAAUCGGCCGUGAGGAUUUGCCCAAGGCGGCGCGUAUGGCCGGUACGCAGGUGGGCCGAGUGGUGGGUUUGUUGCAGGGUGCGCGGGCCCGCGCCGAUCAGUUCGCCGGCCAGAACGAACUCCAUCAGCUGCAGAAUGAACUGCGGUCGGGACUCCGGGAUUUGGAUGCGGUGAAAUCGGAAUUGGCCGUCUCGUUGAGUUCGCGGGGAGUGGUAGGACGACAACUGGGAGCCACCGUGCCGGGGGUCAACCGGGCAACCGUGUCGCCGAUGACCACACAUACCAUGUUGACGGGAGGGACUGCUGCGGGAAGUCUCGCGGCUUUAGGGACGAUGGGGCUGCCCGUAGGACGACCAGCCGGUGGGGACGAUGACGGCACGAACGUCGAUGGGACAACGAAUGCCGCGGGCUCGGAAGGACUGUCCUGGACGUCGUCGCCCGGUAGUCCCAUACAUGCACCGCCCCGAACGUUGCCUCCCGUCUACCAAACGGUGGCAGCCGUCGCCGAGUCGGAAUGGGAAUCCCAAGGGAUUGCCUUUCGUUCCCGAGCCGAACAAGGAUCGGGUCUGGCCAACGCGUCGGAUCAAGCGACGACGGGGUCGGCCCUUUUGGCCAGUCUUUUGCGACAAUCGCUCGUCUUUGACCAAUACGAUCGAGUGGUAGCGGAUCAAGACGAAGCUCUCCAAUCCAAAAUUAGUCAAAUUAAACAAAAGGCUCGAGAUCAGGUGUCCGCAUCCAGUGACACGGAGGUAGCUAGCUCAUCGUCUUGCCGACUGUACGGGAUUCAAUUGCUCACAACGUCAUCCACUUCCCCAUCCAUUCCUAGCGGUGCCAAAAGGACCGUCGGCAAUAUGAGUACGGACACGAACGAGGACAAUAGCUUGCUCGCCGCGGACGAAGCAUCGAUUCUGGACGGAAUGGACGGACCGCCACAACCUCCCCCCGGAGAGAUCCGGGAAGAUCCCUGGAUCCUACAGCCUCCCACCAUGGCGGCCCUCGGACAGCCCCCUCUCGCUACCCCGCCGACGGCUCUGGGUGAUCCGUCCGCGGCGGCUCUGUGGCGGGAACGCGAACGCCGCCAGCGUACCGUACGACUCCUCAUGAUGUUCCUGCUCAUGCUCUUACUCAUGGACGGCGAAGACGGGAACAAUAACAACGCACCGCACAAACACGGCUUGCGAUCGCGGCGGGACCCACGGAGAAAACGCGACGCCGGGAACCGUCCGCUCGAUUCCGUUGUCUGGGACGCACGCACGUUGCAAGAAUCGCGGUUACGGGAGAUUGCCCGGACGCAUCCGCGGUAUCAGGCCUUGAUUGAUAAGAAUAAGGGAGAAAAUGUAGAAGCUGGUGUUUGGGAAUGGGCGCAGCAGUUGGCGGAACAAGAACGGGACGAGUUUGGGGUCGAAGCGGCUCCGGCCAGUAAACCAAUGUUGUCACCAGCAGGUACGAUUGUGGAUGAAGAAGCCACGCGAAAGGUGUGGACGUAUCCGUGGAAUGCGACGGGAUUUUAUCGCGGUGAAUGGUCCCGACGAAUCGCUAAACAAGCAGACGAAACGACCCCUGCGGUUUCCAGACCAAAAGUCCAAGAUGCGAACGCGACUGUGGCCCAAGAACGAAGCCUUCUCGAUCCGGUGGCUCUGGAAGAGACACUCUUGGAAACGCUUCAGAGUCGUGGGAUCCAGGCGGGCGUCGUUUUGUUACCAAACGAAUUGGCCGUGGCUACCCGGGAUGACAACAAUCUAACGUCGAUUCGUUGGGAGCAAAUGACCAUGGAUGCCAACGGGAAAAUGUACAAAUCGGUCCAAGCCACUACCGAAGACCAACAUACUAACAAUGAUAAAGAGGGCAGCCCAUCAAUCACCCUUACUCACAACUCAGGUCGCGCCGCGUUCCAGAUAUACGCUAGAUCGAUUCCCGCGAUGAAGGAACUGAGUUUGGUGGAUGGGUUCGUCAAGCUCUAUGAUUCUACGAGUCCGGGAUACUCAACCCGCAAAGAUAUUCUGUUGCGUGUACGGGGCGUGCUGAUACACGCCAUAGGGCAACUUUCCUUGGUGUCGAAUGUGGACGUGUCGAGGAGCGCCUUUGUGAUUAUGCCCUCCGAAGCGCGUGCAACGCAACAUCGGCGUUUACGGACGGCUUUGGAAGAUUUGGACGGUGCCAGUUUGCCCCAGAUCCGUCAAGAUGCGCUGGACUUGUACGGUGGUCGUUUGUCUACGGAGGACCGUGACUGGGCGUUGCUUUCUACCCCCUUUGGUGGUCGUCGUUUAUCAAGCGAAACUUCCACCCCAAGGAAUGCGAGAGCAGCGAUGGAGGAAGCCACGGAAGUGGACGCGGAGACUUUACCAGUCUCCUCGAAUGCUACACAUCAACAAUCCGAAUCAACGUUGGAACCUAUUCGGAUUCCGUGGUCGGAUGUUGUUGUUCCUUAUCCCUUUGUUCGAGAUGACAAGGAGGAGACGGUCCGUCGGGUUCGAACACCAGCAGCACGUCGUAUGCCUCCUCGCGAGCAACUGCUAGAAUCCAAUGCUGCCUCCUGUGAAUUUGAAAUUACAAUGAGUAUUGAGCCGACAGAGUGGACCGUGGGUGCGUGGCGAGCGCUUUUAAGCCGACACGCAAACGAGGCCAAGCGAUUGGAUCCUUCCAAAGCUGGGGAUAUCACAGAGGAUUCACCAAGUGGGAAGGAAAAUGUCAGUACUCCACCCAUGGGCCCCACCAAUCGUCGGAAAAUACUUCAAGAUCAGGCUUUGGUUAUGAAUAUGGCCGGAUCAAUCCACUCGCCAAACUGCGACUUUACAGCUACCUUGAAUGUCACGGCAAUUCGGACGGACUGGGAAGCUACGACGGGCAAGGUCAUCAAUUACAGUUUUUACAUGAUGCUGGUUUGCAUGGCGCAGAUUAUAUUACUACUGCGUCAACUAUUACACUCGCAGGCUCAAUCCGCGGCGGUUCGUGUAUCAAUGCUCUGCAUUGGAUGGCAAGCAGUCAUUGACGCACUCGUGUGUUUGGUACACAUUUACUUCAGCCUUGCCAUGCAGCCGCUUUUUACGGCCUUUGCCAGUGUGGCUUUUUUCAAACUACUGAUAUUUUGUGUCAUUGAGAUGAAGUACAUGAGCAUUAUCAUUCAGGCGAGAAACAGCAGCAAUGGUGGUCAGUCAACAGAAGUUUUGAGAAGACAAGUGGCAAUGUUACAUCUUCGGUUUUAUCUUGCAUUGUUCGCGGCUUUUUUAAUGUUGUUUUACAUGGGCGAAAAGUACCGCACAUUUUAUGUUCUUGGGUUGUACUCUUUCUGGGUUCCACAGAUCAUUCUGAACAUAAUCACCGAAGCGAAGAACCCGCUGCACAAGUACUUCAUCAAUGGUAUGAGUCUAUCGCGACUUGUGGCGCCGCUGUACGUGUUCGGUGUGCCGAACAACUUUUUGAAGGAAAUCCAUGCCGAUGCUCCGACGGACGCAUGGUUGUGCCAGCUACUUGUGCUGUGGGUCGGGGUACAGGUGGCUAUUUUACACUCCCAAUCGAAGUACGGAACUCGAUUUAUGAUUCCAGCACGAUUUCUGCCACCCAAGUUUGACUACAGCCGGCCAAUUCCCUCAUCCAUGCUUCCACCCGGGGCCUUGGAAUCGCCGGUCCCUGAGUUGGCGCUGGAGCGGAAUAGCGAAAACCAGCCGUUGGUGACAUCCAGCCCGGACACCUCGUCACCAGCGCGCGAUCGAUUACGGCAUACGACGGCCGUGACGACAAGGAAUCGAAUGCGACGAACGAACCGAACCGAAAGCAGCGGAAUGACUACCGAAACGCUCGAUCAUUCACGAUGCAAUAGUCCGUUGGCGCCGACGCUAGACUGCAGUAUUUGCUACGACGCAAUCAAUGUACGAGAUCAGCUUGGCUACAUGCUGGCUCCGUGCAAUCACUUGUUCCAUCGGGAUUGCCUUAUACAAUGGAUGGAUGUGAAAAUGGAAUGUCCCAUUUGCCGCACCGAAUUACCCGCAUUAUAG
Phaeodactylum tricornutum CCAP 1055/1 is the source of this 4149-nucleotide messenger RNA. RefSeq lists its product with no specific name. NCBI's taxonomy places the organism in Eukaryota, Bacillariophyta, Bacillariophyceae, Surirellales, Neidiaceae. The record is from RefSeq and is a predicted model, not a curated record. The transcript is spliced from 5 exons. The coding region runs from base 103 to 4149 and encodes 1348 amino acids. Gene Ontology annotation, molecular function: zinc ion binding.